Sturnus vulgaris (Common starling) is the source of this 1443-nucleotide messenger RNA. The record is from RefSeq and is a predicted model, not a curated record. Lineage: Eukaryota; Metazoa; Chordata; Aves; Passeriformes; Sturnidae.
AUGGGGCACCCAGGCCCCCAGAACCUGACCUGCGUGUCCUACAAGCACCCGAGCGUGCGGGGCGCGCUGGGGGUCGCGGGGGGCGCGGCGGCCGCCGCCGUUCGCUGCCCCCCCGGGCAAUGCUGCGUCGGCAUCUGGAACCGCAGCCACGCUCUGGUGCAGGGCUGCUGGGGAGGCCGGGGGGACGCCUGUCCCUCGGCCACCUGCGCCCCCAGCCCCGCGGGCCACCCCGGCAGCUCCGUGCUCCUGUGCCUGUGCCACGGCCACCUCUGCAACGGCAACGCCACCGCGACAGCGACGGCGACAGCGACAGGACUGCGCUGGACAAGGGCCCGCACGGGGCGGCCACCGCGGGGGGAGCGGAGAAUCGGGGUCCCCCCGGAGCCCCCCAGCUCGGACCUGCCUGCGCUGGACUUCCUGCAGGUGCUGCAGUCGGGGCGGUUCUCGGCGGUGUGGCGGGGGACGCUGCGCCAGCGGCCCGUGGCCAUCAAGGCGUUCGCGGCCGGGGCUGGCCGGAGGUUCGCGGCCGAACGCGCCGUGCACGCGCUGCCGCUGAUGGAGCACGAGAACGUGGCCAGGCUGCUGGACACCCGCGCGGCCGCGCCCCGCGCCCGAGGGGGGCUCCUGGUCCUGCAGCUCUACCCGGCCGGCUCCCUGCGCCACUUCCUGGGGCAGCACGUGGGGACCUGGGCGGGCAGCGUGCGCCUGGCGCUGUCCCUGGCCCGCGGCUUGGCCUUCCUGCACCAGGAGCUGUGGCGUGACGGGCUGUACAAGCCCAGCGUGGUGCACCGGGACCUGAGCAGCCAGAACGUGCUGGUGCGGGAGGACGGGACCUGCGCCAUCGGCGACUUCGGGCUGGCGCUGGCGCUGCCACCGCUCUGGUGGCCCCGGUGGCCCCGGUGGCCCCGUGUCCCCCAGCUCAGGGCCCCGGGCCCGCAGGCGGGCACCCAGCGGUACCUGGCACCCGAGAUCCUGGACGAGAGCCUGGACCUGCGGGCCUGGGGCCGGGCGCUGCGCCAGGCCGAUGUCUACGCGCUGGCGCUGCUGCUCUGGGAGAUCCUGUCCCGCUGCCAGGCGCUGAGCCCCGGAGCCCCGGUGCCGCCGUUCCGGCUCGCGUACGAGGCCGAGCUGGGCUCCAGCCCCACCGGGGCUCAGCUCCGCCGUUUGGCUGCGGACGAGAGGCGGCGGCCGCUCAUCCCCCCGGCCUGGCACCGCGCCCCCCAGCCCGGGGGUGCUCUGCCGGAGCUGCUGGAGGAUUGCUGGGACCCGGACCCCGAGGCGCGGCUCUCGGCCGAGCGGGCGCUGCAGCGGCUCCAGCGCUUGGCCGCGGGGCCCGCACCGGCCCCGGGCGACCCCGCGCCCCGCCAGGUCCUGGAGUCUCCUGCCAUGUGGAACCCUGGUGCAGGUACAGGGGGACACCCCGAGCUGGGGGGGCUGCCGUGA